GCAGCUUAUUUUGUUCUUUUUCCAGUGUGUCAGAGUAUAAUCUCUACCUUUAUUACUAGCUCUGUCUCUUUACUUCUCCCAUAUAUAUUUCUUUAAUUCAGUCCCCAAUUUUCUCUUUGAGAACUGAAGUUACUGAGCCUUAUCAGUACUCAGUCACACUUGGCAUACUCAUGGAGCUGUCUCAUUUCAUACAAACUUCCCAGGUAGAGAAUGUCUGUGUUUAUUGUCCCUUAUCGGCGCCGAAGACAGGAACCCUGUGUGUGAGCAGCCAUCACCUGCUGCUCUGCCCAGCUAAUGAAGAGAAUACAAAGCAGCAGCAAUCUGACUUCUGGCUGCUACACUGUGCUGUAGAUACAGUAGAAAAGAGUGUCCUUAACAUGGGAAUGUUCAACAAUAGGGGCGAUGAGUCAGGCAAAAGAGGCAUGGGAACGCUCACCCUAAGGUGUAAAGAUUUACGUGUCAUACAUCUGGACAUUCCAGGCAUGGAGGAGACACUCGACAUUGCACGCUCUAUACAGGCUUUGUCAUCACAAGAUCACAUUCAGUUGAGCUACCCAUUUUUCUUCAGACCUCCUGGGUACACACUGGGAAAAGGAUGGCCACGAGAUACCACGGAAAACUUCUUCCAGAGGUUGAAAGCUGAGACAGACUCCUGGAGACUAAGUGAAGUGAAUGAAGGUUUUAAGGUUUGUCUUAGUUACCCAACGAAGGUCAUAGUACCCCAAUGCAGCUCCGAUGACUCUUUGAGGAAAGCAGCAAACUUCAGGCAAGGUGGCAGGUUCCCAAUCCUCAGCUAUUUUCACAGAAGCAAUGGAACGGUCUUGCUUCGCUGCGCACAACCUCUUUUUGGCCCUGAUCACCAUUACUGUAAGGAGGAUGAGGCGCUGUUGAAGGAAGUUCUGGUAGGCCAAUCAUCAGGAUUUAUUAUUGACACUCGUUCUGCAAAGCAAGCCAAACAGGCACAGAGUGCAGUAGGUGGAACAAAAAAACAGUCUAGAUACCCCAACUGGAAGCUUCUACACCGACCUCUAGAAAGGGGACGAGAUCUGCAGGAGAGCCUGACACGGUUGGUGGCUGCAUGCUAUGAGCCAUCCCCAGGGAUGGGCCACUGGCUAAGCAAGUUACAGGCUUGCCGUUGGAUGUCCAAUGUCCAGGAAGCCCUAAGAACUGCUGGACUAAUUGCUGAGUGUAUUGAGAGGGAGGGAGCAUGUGUGCUUGUACAAGGAGAAAGGGGAACUGACAAUACCUUGUUGAUGACAUCACUUGCUCAACUCAUUCUGUCACCAGAGUGCCGCACAAUGGAUGGAUUUCAGGACCUAAUUGAGCGUGAGUGGCUACAAGCCGGACAUCCCUUUCAGCUUCGCUGCGCAGGAUCAGGAUGGUCCCAGGGCCGUUCUCAGCAGGAGUCACCUAAUUUUUUGCUAUUUCUUGACUGCUGCUGGCAGCUUGGCCGACAAUUUCCACGGUCCCUAGCAUUUAAUGAAGCACUCCUGUGCAUACUGGCACAUCAUGCCUACAGCUCAGAAUAUGGAACUUUCCUGUGCAACAAUGAGAGUGAGAGGAAUCUGUAUGAAGUGCAGGACCGGACGAUCUCUCUGUGGGGUUUCCUCAACGACCCCAAGCAGCGGUGCCAACUACAGAACCCAAUGUAUGAUGAAAACCUCCUUGUCAUAUGGCCAUCUGUGGCACCACAAAGCCUACAGCUAUGGGGAGGUUUCUUUCUCAGACACUUGUUUUCCCAAGAAGACACACAACUAGCUAGGAAUCGCAUGGUCAAGCUCAUUGAUGAAGUAGAGUCCCACUGAAUGAAAGUCUUAAAUUUGCCUCAAAAAUCAUGCAAAAACUAUUACCUCAAGGGAGAUUUCACAACCAACAGCCCAUUUUAGAAUUGAAACAGAUUUAUUUUCUUAUGUAAAAUGAUGUAAAGUGAUUGAGAAGUGAACAAAGCAGAACAUAUGUCUUAUGACGUAAUUCUUCACAGCAACUAUGGUUACCAUACCCAACAUUGAGGUAGCAUCCA
This is a messenger RNA of Spea bombifrons (plains spadefoot toad), 2020 nucleotides long. Its product is annotated as myotubularin-related protein 9-like. The transcript is spliced from 10 exons. NCBI's taxonomy places the organism in Eukaryota, Metazoa, Chordata, Amphibia, Anura, Pelobatidae. The coding region runs from base 171 to 1805 and encodes 544 amino acids. The record is from RefSeq and is a predicted model, not a curated record. Gene Ontology annotation, biological process: negative regulation of autophagy.